AUGCAAGAUCGUGAACAAGAAGCCGAUACUUUGUUAUUAUGUCGUCGGUUGUAUCAACAAUUUUUGGUUGACGGUUACACUAUGAUUGAGGCAGAGAGGCUCUCCUUUCUAAAGAAUAACCAACAAAGUUUAAGAUCAGAUAAUGUGAAGAAUUUAAGAGGGGCUGUGGAAAGAGGUGAUACAGAGGGAUCUUCCAAUGGCGAGUUGCUUGAUACCACCGUCAUUCACAGAAAUAAGCAGAUUCUUCAAAAAGGGGGACUUAGACCCGAGGACAGACCGGAUAUCAUCUGUCGAGUCUUUAAAAUGAAGCUCGACCAAUUGGUUAAAGACCUAAAGGAGAAUGAGAUAUUUGGCCGAGUUAAAGCUGCAAGCGAUAUUGACAAGAUUAUAUGCGCUGAGUUACCAGAUCCAAUUGAGGAUCCGAAUUUGUAUGAGACUGUUACGAAAAUGAUGCUACAUGGUCCAUGUGGUUCCUCCAACACUAAUGCACCUUGCAUGGAUCAAAAUAAGUGCACAAAGCAUUUUCCUAAAAGAUUUAUUGACGAAACAAAGGUUGAUGAGGAAGGAUAUCCAGUUUAUAGAAGAAGAGAUAACGGAACCUCGGUUGAGAAGAACGGAGUGCAUCUUGAUAAUAGGUUUGUUGUUCCUUAUAAUCCACAACUGCUUCAACAAAAUAGCUGCGAUGAUCCACAAAAGAUUGAUGAGAUUAAAAUGUAUUACGACUGCCGUUACAUAUCUGCUUGUGAGGCAGUGUGGAGGAUAUAUGGAUUUCCUAUUCACUAUCGAACCCCUGCUGUUGAGAGAUUGAGUUUCCAUCUACCUGGGGAGCAAACGGUCGUCUACACUGACCAGAUGGACGUGGGAGAUGUACUUGAUAGACCUAAUGUUGAUAGCACAAAGUUUUUAUCGUGGAUGGAAUGCAACCAAAAGUAUGAAGAAGCAAGACAGUUGACUUAUGUAGAGUUCCCCGAAAUUUGUUUGGAAACAACCUACGCGAGAAUGGCACCUAGGUCGAAAGGGUUCGCACUUGGCAGGGUAUACCAUGUCGCUCCAGGUUCUGAUUUAACUCUAACGGAUGAACAAAUUCAAGCUUUUGCACUGGCAGAUAUUGAAGCUAAACUGCAAAGUAAUGGUAGUAGCCUUCGAAAAUUCAGUGAGAUGCCUUUUCCAGAGAAUUAG
Beta vulgaris subsp. vulgaris (sugar beet) is the source of this 1179-nucleotide messenger RNA. RefSeq lists its product as uncharacterized. Lineage: Eukaryota; Viridiplantae; Streptophyta; Magnoliopsida; Caryophyllales; Amaranthaceae. The transcript has 5 exons. The coding region runs from base 1 to 1179 and encodes 392 amino acids. The record is from RefSeq and is a predicted model, not a curated record.